AUGAUAACUGGUGGGAAAAUUAUACAACGUACAACUACACUUUUAAAAUGUUUCUGUCUAUUACAUCAAGUUCAUGUUCAUCUAUAUGAAUUCACGCAGACUCGUGGAGAAUCAAUGUUACCUACACUAGCACCCCAAAACGAUUUUGUUCACGUUUUGAAACAUCGUAAACUAGUACAUACAGUGGGUCCACCUCGAGGCCUGCAAAUUGGAGAUUGUGUAGUACUAAUGAAACCUCAUGAUUCUUCACAGAGAGUCUGUAAAAGGAUAACAGGAUUACCAGGUGAUUUAAUUCAAGUAGAUCCAAGUUAUGAUAAUGAUUUUGAAAAUUGUUUUAUUAAAGUACCGCGUGGUCAUGUUUGGGUAACUGGGGAUAAUUUAUCAUAUUCAUUGGAUUCAAGAAGUUAUAGUGUAGUUCCCUUGGGACUUAUUGUAGGGAAAGUGGUUGCAGCUAAUGAUUUUAAUAAACCGUUUUAUAAUAAUGGUAUAAUUUUUGGUUAUAGACGUAUUAUAAAUAAUUAUAUUAAUGUAUAA
This is a messenger RNA of Maudiozyma saulgeensis, 534 nucleotides long. The record is from the annotation of a GenBank genome assembly. Lineage: Eukaryota; Fungi; Ascomycota; Saccharomycetes; Saccharomycetales; Saccharomycetaceae.